AUUUGGUGGUGGCGGCGGUGUGAACUACCAUGGCCUCGUCAAGCGGAGGUGUUCCGCCAGGGUUCCGGUUUCAUCCCACCGACGAAGAACUGUUACAUUACUACUUGAAGAAGAAGAUUUCAUUUCAGAAAUUCGAUAUGGAUGUUAUUCGAGAAGUCGACUUGAACAAGAUUGAGCCAUGGGAUCUUCAAGAGAGAUGUAACAUCGGGUCGACACCUCAAAACGAGUGGUACUUCUUCAGCCACAAGGACAGGAAGUACCCGACGGGUUCGAGAACGAAUAGAGCAACGAAUGCUGGUUUUUGGAAGGCAACUGGGAGAGACAAAUGCAUCCGAAACACUUUCGAGAAGAUUGGUAUGAGGAAAACGCUUGUGUUUUAUCGUGGUCGAGCUCCUCAUGGCCAAAAGACCGAUUGGAUCAUGCACGAGUAUCGAUUAGAAGAUAACGAAGAUCAACAUGAUCCGCUCAAUUCCACCCUCACGUCUCCUGAAGAUGGAUGGGUGAUUUGCAGGGUGUUCAAAAAGAAGAAUCUGUUCAAGGUUGGAGGAAACGAAGGGUCAAGAGGUAGCAGUGGGUCCGAUCAACUUAACCAUGGUUCGAAUCAACCUGGUUCUUUUUCGCACCCUAGGGUUGAAAACCAUCAUCAGUACUUACCAUACCAUCAAGAACAGCACCAACAGCUACAAACCUUCGUCGAUCUUGGGCUUAACCAUGGCCACCUUCCGCACCCUUAUCCACAUCUCCAAGCUCAAAACUUCAUACCGACCCACAAACCGUUAGGCUAUGAUUUUUCGAAUCUACCAUCGGAAGAUUCACCGGUGAUGGUUAAACAAUUGAUGUCAAACCAUGGUGAUUGUGAUAGUGGAAGCGGCGAGAACCAGCAGCUUCCUGUUGGUUACCAAGGUUGUGAGCCUGGUUUAGAGGCCGGAACCUGUGAACCACCUGAACGCAUGGUUAAUGCUGCUGGAAACGAGUGGGGAAUGAUGGACAGGAUCGUGACUUCGCAUCUUGGUGCUGCAGCCAAUGAAGAUGGAAGUUCGUCAAAAGAGUUGGUGAGAUAUGAAAAUAAUGCAAAUGCAUCAUCAUCUUCAUCAAUGCAACAAGUCAAUCAAUUGCCAUUGCGGGGAGAAAUGGACUUUUGGGGCUACGGGAAGUAG
Molecule: messenger RNA, 1157 nt
Organism: Lactuca saligna
Lineage: Eukaryota; Viridiplantae; Streptophyta; Magnoliopsida; Asterales; Asteraceae
Source: the annotation of a GenBank genome assembly